Molecule: messenger RNA, 978 nt
Organism: Exserohilum turcica Et28A
Lineage: Eukaryota; Fungi; Ascomycota; Dothideomycetes; Pleosporales; Pleosporaceae
Exons: 1
Coding region: 1-978 (325 amino acids)
Molecular function (GO): protein binding
Source: RefSeq, a predicted model, not a curated record
AUGAUAACAUUUGGAGAUUCCGAAUAUGUGGACAAUUAUCUGCGCACUAGUCCAGAAGCCAACCUUUUUUUAUUUGGUAGCAAUGAGGAAGGAAAAUCGGCAUUGAGUUUAGCUGCUUGCGAGAAGUACUCCGCUGUUACGAAGCUUCUGCUUGACCAUGGCGCAAGACCUGACCAUCAAGACAAUGAAGGUAGAACUCCGUUGAUGGAAGCAGCACUCUGGGGGCGAAUCGAGAAUGUCAAAUGUCUUCUAGAAUAUGGCGCGAACAGAAAGCUUCGCGAUAUUCACUGCCACCGGGCUGUCGAUCUUGCAGGACCGUCCCUGCAAAAUGAUGAAGAGCGUUACCACCGUUCCGGUGGAGAGGACCAGGUGUAUAGAGAAAAUACUUUCAUUGCGAAUCAAGCCCGAAGAGUAAUCUUCGAGUUGCUGAAAGAUACAGAAGAAUUGCCAUAUAGAGAGAUAUCUGCACACAACCGAACAUUUGAGUCACACUUUUUCAAACACACGAGUCGAGGAACUAUUGAACUCAUUGCACCGAUCGCAGAGUUUCAUGUUCGAAACCAGUGGAAAACGAUUGCUUCUCUUCAACGCCCGUGGGCCUUCCCCUCUGUAGCAGCCAUGAGCGGCUGGAGCCAUGGAGAGACAAAGGUCACCGUAUCAGGCAAAGAGUGGACAACUGAGGUUUUGAGGAUCUCAUCGAUCGUGGGUCAUCGGCUUCCGGAAGAGAAGGGACUAGACCAAGCAAAAGAAGGUCAAUAUUUUGCAACUCAUGCAGAAAAGCAACUUAUUGCAUACUUCAUCGACAAGCAUGUUCUCAUCGAGACUGAGGAUGAUAAGCUUCUACGGGCAAAACCACCUGUCCUAAUGAAGCAGGCGACAAUUCUUGUGAGCCGUCCGCCGUGUGGUGAUUGUUUACAGUUUAUCGAAACUGUGAACACGGCUCUUGGCUUGAUGAUUUCAGUCCUCGACCGCUCUUAG